Molecule: messenger RNA, 1062 nt
Organism: Naegleria fowleri
Lineage: Eukaryota; Heterolobosea; Eutetramitea; Acrasida; Naegleriidae
Exons: 1
Coding region: 1-1062 (353 amino acids)
Source: RefSeq, a predicted model, not a curated record
AUGAUACAACCCUCUGAAUCUGACGAUUCAACCACCAAAGAGCAAACCAAAGAAAGUGAGCUUUUUGAGUCUAUUCCUCCUUUACCUGUUGUUCCUUCUCAAUUUCGGGUAGCUGCCAACAGCAACAACAACAAUAAGGAAGAACCCAUUCAAUUGCCUCCUCAUGAUCCUAAUCAUCAUGACGAACAUGAAGACCCUUUACUCACGGCAGAAUUGAGCGAAUGGGAUCAUUCCAUUCAAUUUCCUUCAAUAGUAAUGUUUGAGGAUGAAUUAAUCAACACUCUUCAUGAUCGUAAUGAUCAUUAUGACCACUCUUUUGCUUCCAGUUCGGCUUCUAAUCAAGCAAGCAACACUUAUUUUGAAGACACUGGAAAGGACGAUCAAGACUUGCAGAAUAGCAGUGCUAUUAGUUUACUGGAAGAUGGUGAGAGACCUACAAAAGAGUGGUCUCCGUCCAGUUCAACUCCUCAACUUUUUUUUCCAACGAAGCAAAACGAUGAGUCAUUGAGUUUUGUAGUAACGGUGGACGAAACAAACAAAGAGUCUGUGCAAGAGAAUUCAAAUGAAGAAAAAGACAUUGAGGAAAAGAUUCAGUUAUCAUCCACAAAGCCUUCAUUGCAAAUAACGAUACAGACAUCAUAUGCCACAAAGAAUGGAGUGAAAGCAAUCAAGCCUUGUGCUUUCUCAAAUAAGAGAACAAUAAUGAGCGACAAAGACAAGUCUCCCUCCAACAUGACAAAGCCCUUCAGCAUAGAUUCGUUUGACUUGUUUAUAGUUGUAAAGGAGAGUUGUCAUGGAGAGAACAUCAUGGUUGAACUGGAUGGUCAAUUAGACCAAUACAAGAAACUCGAAUUGGAUCCAGUUGGAAAUCACUUGUUGCAAGUGGUGAAAGAAACUGCCAUUGAUGACCACACGAUUGAACUCUAUUGCAAAAUCACAACUUCCAACAAUUACGGUUGGAAAACAAAGCAUGCUCUUUACAAUUUAGUAGCUCUUUCCAAAAUUCCUAAUGUUUGCUCUGCUCUUUCAGAAGGUUUUAAGGUGACACAAAAUGUAAGUUGA